AUGGUCCACUUCCUCCUCCUCCUCCUCCUCCUCCUCCUCCUCCUCCUCCUCCUCCUCCUCCUCCUCCUCCUCCUCCUCCUCCUCCUCCUCCUCCUCCUCCUCCUCCUCCUCCUCCUCCUCCUCCUCCUCCUCCUCCUCCUCCUCCUCCUCCAAUGGAUCUUUCCUCUUGCUCGUCUCCUCCUCACCCUGCAAAAGGUAUGCCUCAGCUUCACCAUGGAUGGACAGACCUACUUCCAACCCAACCUCCUGCACGCCCUCGCUGCUGGCGUUCCUGUAGUUGUGCUGGGAGCUCCUCCCCUCGGCCUCCACAUCCUCCCCUCUCGUGCUUCCUGCGAGGACUGUCCCGAUGACGGCCCGCGAUGUGGAUGGCCGCACAUGUCGGCGAUGGAGUGCGAGGAGCUGGGAUGCUGCUGGAGAGCGAGGAUGGUUAGGGGAAGUGGUCCUCCUCAGCCGCUGAGAGCCGCACAGUGUAGGCAGCCAUGUGCAGUGGAGUACCCGAGCGGCAGCGGGGUGGUCGUGAUCCCUCGAGACAAGACGUUUGCCGACUCUUCAUCGAGUGGGGAGGAAGCACUGAGGUUAUCAGGCUCAGCUUGA
This is a messenger RNA of Guillardia theta CCMP2712, 594 nucleotides long. RefSeq lists its product as hypothetical. Lineage: Eukaryota; Cryptophyceae; Pyrenomonadales; Geminigeraceae. The transcript has a single exon. The record is from RefSeq and is a predicted model, not a curated record. The coding region runs from base 1 to 594 and encodes 197 amino acids.